AUGGUCCGCCACGCCAAGAACAACACCAACGCGUCGUCGUUCACCUACGCCGAGCGCCAAAUGCUCAAGGAUGGGUCCAAGCGCGAACGGUUAGGAAGGGAUGCGAUGAAGGUCCGUCGCCCAGAACCGUCUUCCUUUGUUUGUUCCGUUUUUUUUUUUGAGUGCGGCGUGGAGCUGAUUGCUUGACGUGUGUGUGCGACGAUAGAACUUCAAUGCGUGUUCGUUAUGCCUCCAGGUCGGGCGGGACCCCAAGACGUGCGACGAAGGACAUCUCUACUGCCACGAAUGCAUCCUUUCCGCCCUCGUCGCGCAGAAGAAGGACAUGCAACGCCAACAGGCGAUCUUGGAGAGCAUUCGGCCCGAGGCGCAGGUCGAGAUGAAGAAGGCGAGGGAGGCGGCGAGGCAAAGGGUCGUGGAUGAGUUUGAAUCGAGUCAGAAUGGGUUGGGCACGGGACUCAUUGAUGGGAAGGCCAAGAGGAGCACUGAGGGGGCGAAUGCGGAACAGGGGAAGGCUGGGGAGAAGAGGAAGGCGGGCGCGUUCGAGUUGGACGAGAAUGAGGUCCAAAAGUUGGCCGAGGAGGCGACGGUCGAGGCGCUGAAUCGGACGGCGAGGGAGUUGGCCGAACAGAGUAAAGCAAAGUUGCCCAACUUUUGGCUGGUGAGUGUGUUGUCUGUGGUGUGUGCAGCGAAGGAGGUCUUUGGUGCUGACCUGUUCCCGUCCGUGUCUGCCUUGCAGCCCUCCCUGACACCUUCAGCGACACCGGAUUCAGUACUCGACGUAAAGUUGCAGACCCUGUGUCACGCCACAAAACCGCCUCAUCCCGUUUCGUACGUCCAUGUCUCACCUUUUGUGAACAUGCAAGUUUCAGGUACUGAAUUCCGGUGUCGACCUUCUUCCCUCUCAACACCAGCCUGAAAACGUUGACCAAUGUCCAAUUCGAAGUGGACGCUUCCGAUUCGGCCAAAGGCGUCGCAUGCAUUUGCCCUGUCUGCCGCAAGAGUCUGACCAACAACGUCAAGGCGUAUGUCGUUCGAUCCUGUGGUCAUGUCGUUUGGUGAGCCGUCGAGACUUGGACCCCCCAUGGCUGAUACGUUGCAUUCCGGAACAGAUUGAGCUAAUCAUCUUACUUUGUUCGGUACUCUUUUCCCGCAGCGGUACCUGCAUGGAAACGCUCUGCAUCCCCGACAAGCAAUGCGCUCACUGCGGAACAUCGACAACUCCCUCCGAGAAGAAGAAGAAGGCGGGACCGGCGUUCAUCGAAUUGCGUCGGGAGGGGACUGGGUUCGCUGCUGGGGGUCAGGCCGAGGCGACGAAGUAUGAUCUGCCUUUCCAGGGGUGAUGUUGUUCUUGAAUCGAGUGUCGUGUAUGUAUGUGAAAUAUGGAGUAGUCUACAUGCUAAAUACGUGGCGUGUGGCACGCAAUCUUCGGCGAUGACUGCCUCGUGAGCACGGACCUCUCGUGGAUCAAAUCGGUCGAUCUUCACCCAGCCGACGCUAUCGUCAUUUCGGAUCGCUUGACGGAGUUGUAACCACUGCCACACCUUUGGAGAUCGGAUCCCUGAUCAGCUUUGGCCUCGGGCGUGGCAUGCAGCUGCGAUCAAAGAUCAAACUGCUUACGGAGAAGAACCGCUGUCCAUAGGAGCUUCGCCUCAUCGAGCAAGCAUGCUAUUCCACUCACCUCAUUGAUGGCACUAUGCCGUUUCGCAUGAUUGAUGGUCGACAGGUCAUCGAGUCAUUAGGCCCGCCGACGACUACAUAAUGUCCCCCAAGGACCUUACCUCAUGUUACCCCGACGAGCGCAUACUCAGCACGUGCGCACAUGCCGAGCAAAGAUUGCCGCCCUUCGGGGCGUGCCCGGGCCGCGAGACACCGCCGGUAGAACCUCUACAAGCCGCAUAACUGCCACCGCGGAUACAAAGAGCUCAAGUUCAGGAAAAAGGAAGUCUGACAACGAAGUAGCGAGCCCGCCAGUAAAGCAAGGAAGGCCCUCUUGAUGCCUGGAGCCACGCGCGACACCAGCCGAAGCGGCGCGCGCCACAAGCCGCUUUCGAUCGGCCGCCGCGCGCCCGCAAACGCUCGGAACGCGUUUUCGAGGACUUUUGA
Messenger RNA from Microbotryum saponariae, 2103 nucleotides. Lineage: Eukaryota; Fungi; Basidiomycota; Microbotryomycetes; Microbotryales; Microbotryaceae. The record is from the annotation of a GenBank genome assembly.